This is a messenger RNA of Musa acuminata AAA Group (dessert banana), 1863 nucleotides long. RefSeq lists its product as uncharacterized. The transcript has 3 exons. NCBI's taxonomy places the organism in Eukaryota, Viridiplantae, Streptophyta, Magnoliopsida, Zingiberales, Musaceae. The record is from RefSeq and is a predicted model, not a curated record. The coding region runs from base 172 to 636 and encodes 154 amino acids.
CGCCACAGGAGCACACGCUCCUGUAACGGUCACCUCGCGCUUCCUCCUCCCCCCUUCCCCGCCGCAUUAAACACCGUGUACACACUCUCUUGCCCUCUCCUGCUCGCUGAUCUCUCUCCCUCCUUUUGUCCCUCUUUGCUUGAUUCGCGAAACCUGAAAGAGAAAUCAGAGAUGGAAGCGGCGAAGGUGCAGCACGUGAGCAAGGCGUCGUCCGACGAGCUCCUCCGCAAGUUCGCCGAGAUCGACGCCGAUCCCCCGGCGCGCGCCCCCGCCCACCUCCUCCGCGGGCCGAUCGUCGUCCGGAAGAAGUCCCGGCGCGCCGUCUCGGCCCUCUCCGCUCGGGAACUCUCCUCCCCCAGCGACGAGGCGAUCAGGGCGACGAGGAGGAGGAGGAGGAGGAGCAGCGGCGGGUUGGGGGAGUGGAAGUCCCUCCUUCCCAUCUCCAACCGCAGGCCCGCGUCCCUGCUCCGUAGGAUGGGGAUCCGACGGUCGGAGGAUGGCGGCGCCUCCGGUAUCGCGCUCUUUCUCGCCGCCGCCCUCGAAAAGACAUGGCGAAAGACUGUGGAAGGUGCAUCGAAGAUGUUCGUAGAAAGGCAGCGCCAGAAUCACGUUCGUCUUAUCAGCGACAUGGUCUAGAUCGGAUCACAAGUUGGUGUAAACCAAGCCGGUCCCAACGCGUCCGUCGUCGUCACCCAGUGGCAAGGCAACAACCUGCAUCUCCCUUCCUCCAUCUGCACCACCUCCGUCCUGUGAUGCAGCUCGUCCACCUCGCCGCGAACUGCACGAAAGCAAGCGUACCUUCCCUCGCACUCGAUCGCGGCCGACGCAACCUGGUUUUCCGUCAGCAACAGCGGGCACUCGCUGUCGUCCUCCAGCUUCGCCCACCUCAUCCUCCGCCCAUCCAAGUCCAGCUUGAAGAAAUCCAUGCUCGCCUUCUCCCCAAUCCCACCGCCCUCCUCCACCCGCCGCAUGUAGUUCGUCGCCAGCAGCAGCUCCCCUCCCACCACUCCGAAGGAGCAGUAAUGGAAGUCCCCGGGCACCCGCAGCGAGGGGACGAGCUCAGCCCGCAGACGAGGGUCCAUGGCGCAGACCACCACGCUCCCAUCGAUCCCGACGAGGUACAGCUUGUCACGGUACAUGGUGAGGGAGUCGAUGCCGCAGGUCAACGUGGAGUCGACCAACGUCCACGCCUCGUCCGCCCACCGGCAGCACAGGAACCGCGGCGACAAGUAGCUGGUGACGGUCACGAUGCAGUCGCCGGCGCCUUCGCCCGGCGCAGCGAAGGCGGAGCAGAGCAGUAUAUGCUGUAUCAUGUCGUAGUUGACCUUCCCGCUGACGCCGACGUGCCUGCGGUAGAUGUACUCGCCGUCCUCGUGGCGUUCGAAGUGGAAGGUGGUGAAGUCGGGGAGGCGAGUUAUGGCGGGGAGGCGGACGAAGGCGUUGGUGAUCGGGUUGAGGAGGGAGACGGAGAAGGAUCGGUCCAUCGUGAGGAGCCAACCAUGGGAAGACCCGUAGGUGACUCGUCCUCGGAGUUGCGGCGAGCUGAGGCUGUAGAUUUGGUGGGUGGAGAGGCUGAAGAACGAGCGAGAGCCACUGUCGGGGUCGUAAGGAAGCAGCAGCCACGGUAUGCGUUGAGCGAAGCUCGAUGGCGGCGCCGCAGACCGCCACGACUUGCAGACGGCACGAAGGCGGACGUAAUCGGAGAUGUCGAUCAUCUUGUCGGAGACCAUCUUGAUGAGCUCCGGUGGCAGCUCGGUCCAGGCCGGCCUCGUUGCUUGGGAAGAAGCCAUUCCCGAAGUCGUUCCGUUCCAAAUGUUGGUAGUGAUGGUUCAGUUUUAAUAAUGUAUGCUCUCUCUCUCUCUC